Molecule: messenger RNA, 1266 nt
Organism: Fragaria vesca subsp. vesca
Lineage: Eukaryota; Viridiplantae; Streptophyta; Magnoliopsida; Rosales; Rosaceae
Product: probable pectate lyase 15-like
Exons: 1
Coding region: 1-1266 (421 amino acids)
Molecular function (GO): pectate lyase activity
Source: RefSeq, a predicted model, not a curated record
AUGGCGGUGUCUGAUGAGAGUAAUAGAUAUUGCCUUUAUGCAUGCAUGUCGUUGCUUCUAGGGUUUGGCCUCUUUGCAGAUUGCUCGAGUUCGGUCGUUGAUGACCCAGCAGGGCAAAUUGGUUCCAUAGGCAACAACUGCUCUGAAAGAGAAACCACGAGGAAGCUGCUGCUCCAAGUCCUCCGACCCUCAUGUCGUAAAACCGGAAAUUCCAUCGAUGACUGCUGGCGUUGUGAUCCCAACUGGUUCAACAACCGAAAGCGUCUCGCGGACUGCGCCAUUGGUUUUGGCAAAGACGCCAAGGGCGGCCGCGAUGGACACAUUUACGUUGUCACCGACUCGAGUGACAACGAUGUUGUAAACCCUAGACCAAGCACUCUCCGCUACGCUGUCAUCCAGACCGAGCCUCUCUGGAUCAUAUUCGCCAGGGACAUGCAGAUCACACUGAAGCAGGAGCUGAUCAUGAAUAGCUUCAAGACCAUUGACGGGCGCGGAGUCAAAGUUGAAAUUGCUUACGGAGGGCAAAUAACGGUUCAAUAUGUCACAAACAUUAUAAUCCAUGGUCUGCACAUCCACCACUGCAAAGAGUUACGCAAUGCAAUGGUGAGAGACUCCCCAUCUCAUUAUGGAUGGAGAGCAAAAUCUGAUGGCGAUGGCAUCUCCAUCUUCGGAGCGAAACACAUAUGGAUCGAUCACAAUUCACUCUCAAACUGUACCGACGGCCUUGUGGAUGCCGUGGAGGCCUCAACUGCAAUAACCAUUUCCAACAAUCUAUUUAUGGACCACGAUAAGGUGAUGCUGUUAGGGGCCCAAGAUGGUUAUACUCAAGACAAGGUGAUGCAAGUGACUAUUGUUUACAACCGUUUCGGGCCGGGAGUAGAGCAGAGAAUGCCUCAUGCUAGGUACGGCAAUUUCCAUAUAGUGAACAAUGACUACGCUAACGGGUGGAAGAUAUAUGCCGUUGGGGGAUCUUCAAACCCUACCAUCAACAGCGAAGGCAACAGAUACGUUGCCGACCCGGUAAAGUAUCCCUAUGCGAAGGAGGUUACCCAGAGAAUGAAGGCGAGCGAAUCAGAGUGGAAGAAAUGGAAUUGGAGGUCGAAGGGAGAUCAAGUCUUGAAUGGUGCUUACUUCAUUCCGUCCGGAGAUGCUAGUCCGGCAGCCUAUGUCCAGGCCUCUAGCGCCUUACCCAAGCCAGCUUCCAUGGUUUUAGCCAUGACGGCUAAUGCUGGUGCACUUACUUGCCUCAGAGGUCAUGUUUGCUAA